Molecule: messenger RNA, 2706 nt
Organism: Dictyostelium purpureum
Lineage: Eukaryota; Evosea; Eumycetozoa; Dictyosteliales; Dictyosteliaceae
Exons: 6
Coding region: 1-2706 (901 amino acids)
Biological process (GO): regulation of GTPase activity
Source: RefSeq, a predicted model, not a curated record
AUGGAUACCGACAAGUUAUCAUUACAGUGGAAAAAGAGUGCUUGGUUAAAUUCAACACAACUUUAUGGAGAGUUAACAGAUAUUAUUAUUAAAGAUACAAUAUUUACAAGAUCAUUUGCAAAUAUUAUUGAUAAUUCAGAAGUUGAUUCAUUUUCAAAAAAUAUAGUUAAUAUUUUUACAGCAGCAAAUAAAACAUUACCAUUAAUCAAAGAUUUAAUUUAUAACGAAUUCAAUACCAAGGUUUUAGCAGAAGGUGAAGGAUCUAUUCUUCGUGGUAAUAGUAUUGUAAAUAAAAUUGAAGGUGCCUAUGUGCGUUUAAUUGGUGCAAAUUAUUUAAGAUUUGUAUUAAGUGAUUUAGUUACCAAAGUUGUAUUAGAUACCGAUUUAAAAUUAGAAAUUGACCCAAGAAAACUUAAUGAUUAUUUUGAAGAUGGAGCAAUAGAAUAUGAAAGAAAACAUCAGGAAUUAGAACUAAAAGAAAAUCAAACAAGUUUACAUCAAGUCGCUCAAAUGUUUUUAGAUAGAAUUACAGAUCCAGUCGUUGUAGAGGAGAUGCCAAGAGAAAUUAGAGCAAUCGCAGAUUACACUGCCGAAAGUGCUUUAAGAUAUGCUCCAGAAUCAUUAGCUCCAUUAGUUGGUGGUUUCAUUAUGUUACGUUUCUUUUCUCCAGCUAUUGUCACACCAGAAUAUUCAAAAUUAUUAUCAUCAGAAGUUGUACCAUCAAAAAGAGCAAAGAGAAAUCUUGUACUUUUAGCUAAAGUUUUACAAAAUGCAUCCAAUGGUGUUUUAUUUGGUGGAAAAGAAGAUUUUAUGACAUGUAUGAAUAGUUUCAUUACUGAUAAUAAAGAAAAGAUGUCAAGUUAUUUUACAUUAAUUUGUAAAGAUCCAAUAAAUACACCAACUAAUAAAUGGAUAGAUUUAGAAGGUAAACCAACAACAAAUGUUUCUACAAGUACACCAACAACAGUACCACCAACAGCAGCAGCAGCUAAUCCAAAUUCAAAUCCAAAUGGUUGGAGUAAACCAGUAUUAGGUGGAUCUAAAUGGUUAGCAACAACUCCAUCAGGCACAGUUUCGACACCACCAAUUGCAAACAAUGGAUCAACAGCACUUCAAUCAUCCUCAUCAUCAAAUAAAGGCGGUUCAAUGAAAAGCAGCGGAAGUAGUGGCAAUUUGGCAGGUAGUGUCAGUAGCAGCGGUGGCGGUAGUUGGGAUUCCUAUAUCAAAAACAUUCAGAUCAGUGAUUUAUUCGACCUUCAUAGAAUAUUCGAUUUAUAUAAAGAAAAGAUAGUGAGCAAACUUUCAACACCGGGUAAUGGUUGUAUAAAAACAGCAAAUAGAGUUACAGAUAUUUUAAAGGAGUUGGGUCCAUCACCAAAAACCAAAAACGAAAGAAAAAAGAAAGAAACCGAUGCUUCAGAAGAACCAAAUACAGAAAACAAUGGCUCAAUCGGUACAGCUUUAGAAGAUUGCACCCAUAUGUUAGAGAGGGCUCGUUUCCUUUUCCAGGGCCCAAAUGACAAGAAUGAUAGAUCUGUAUUCUAUUUAAUUGUAAACCGUGUUAAACCCGAAGUUUUCGAUAACGUUAAUCCACUUAUUGCUCAUAUAUUCAAAGUUAUGGAUCCUCAUACCAAUAGUCCAUACACAUUAGUUGUCGAUAUGUCAUGGGCUCAUAUUUCCAAUGAAUUAAAAAAGGCAAUUUUUACUCAUUUACCAAAGUUAGCUGAAAUUUUUUCAAGAAAGUAUAAAAAAAAUAUAGAUAAAAUUUUUAUUGUACAUCCAUCAGCUUAUACUAGGGCUGUUGUUUAUUUUAUGAGUGCCUUUACAAGUAGAAAGUUAAAGAGAAAGAUUCAUGAUAUUUAUAAUUGGAAAGAACUAACUCAAUAUAUCGAAGCAGAAAAUAUUGCAUUACCAGAAACCAGUAAAGAUUUUAUUACAAAGAGUUACAGAGUCGUUAAAAUCAAUUCAAAAGGUAAAAAACAAGAAAGACUAAUCAAGUUUACAAGCAAUUCUCUUUUAAAUAUUGAUCCAAAAACACAUAGAAUUCAAAAUGAAAAAAGAAUUGACGAAAUUGACGAAAUUAGCUCCAGAAUCGGCUCUCUUCAAAUCCAUAUGAGACUAUCUGACUCUUCCUCAUGUACAUUUGGUAAAAAUCAAUCAUUAACAAAUAGAAUCGGUUUCCUCUCAUUAGGUGGCGGUGGUAGCAGCAACAACAGUGUCAAUCAUUCAAAUAAAGAUAAAGACAAAUUGGGUGAUAGCACCAGUCGUAAAUAUGUUUGCAACGAUGAGUUGGAAAGAGAUCAUAUUUUACAAGAUAUCUUUGAAACUGGUUUCAAAAUGGGUCUUUCAAGUAGAUCUGCAAAAUCUUUACCAACCGAAUAUAAAGUUAUCAAAGUAAACAAUGUAGGCAAACAUCAAGAACGUAUUUUUAAACUGACAAUUGACUCACUCUUAAAUUUAGACCAACAAAGAAUUAAAUCUGAAAAUAGUUUUGCUGGUAUCGAAGAAGUCACUCUUGACAAAGAUGAGGACGAUGUCGUUUGGAUCAAAUUUAAAUCCGAAAGUAAUAAAAGGAAAAUUAUCUGUAAUAAAGGUGAAGGUAAACAAUUACACUAUGUAUUAACCGAUGCUAUCAAUAAAUAUCAAACUACUAUUGAUAUUCAAGAAGGUGCUUUGAAACUUGAUGCCGAAGAAGGUUCAUAUUAA